UAAGUCCCAUUGGCAAAAUCCUCGUUCUCAGUUCUGUCUAGAAUCUUCCGAGAUAAGUGGAAGAGGUAAAACCCUAAUAAUUGAACCCCAAAAUGCCCCUAUUACAACUCACAAAUAAAAUUCCUAGUACCAUGUUCUAGCAUUUUCCAAACCACAGUAUAAAACUUAGUUGAAGGUGUUAGUUAUCCGAGGUUGUGUCAUCAUCAAUUUCGAUCAGGUGAAGAAAUGGCGGAACACUUGGCAUUGGAUUUGGAGGAGCUUCGCCACCUUCACAGCAUCGCGAAAAGACCUCGAACCCUCUCUCUACUCUCCUCCGAGAUUCGCAAUUUGGAAAAGUUAUCAUCAUCAGAGGCACCUUCUGCGCCGGCUUCACAGACUCCAACUCCAAUUUCAACUGGGACUAUUGUGUCACCUUCACCUGCAUUAAAGUAUUCCACGCUCGCGUCGUUCAGUUGGGAUCAGGAUAAUGAGAAAGUUAAGAUAUAUGUGUUAAUGGAGGGAAUUGAUGAGAAUAAGAUUGAAUCUGAGUUUAAGUCAGUGUCAUUUGAUGUUAAGUUCCACGAUGUUCAAGGGAAGAACUACCGAUGUGCAAUUUCAAAAUUGCAUAAGGAGAUAGUACCCGAGAAAUGCAAGGUUUUGGUGAAGCCUAAAAGGGCGAUCAUCACAUUGGUGAAGGCUUCCAAAGGGAAUUGGCUAGAUUUGCACUUCAAAGAUGACAAGCUGAAGCCAAAUUUGGAUAAAGAAAAAGACCCAAUGGCAGGAAUCAUGGACAUGAUGAAGAAUAUGUACGAGGAAGGGGAUGAUGAGAUGAAAAAAACUAUUGCAAAAGCAUGGACUGAUGCUAGAUCUGGAAAAACAGCUGACCCUUUAAGUAGCUACCGUUGAGCAACCAACAGAGGUUUAGAGGCUUGAUUCCUGUUUCUAGAAAAUGAUUUGCUUAAUUACAUGAUUUUGUUAUAAAAUGAAUGUUUGGUCUAUGUUCGUGGCACUUGUAGAAGAUUAGAUGUGUAGUUAUUGUUACCAAAGUUCAACCUGGUCAUAUAAUGACUAUUUUUUGUUUGUGGUUGCUCAAAUAUUUGCUUGUGACU
Molecule: messenger RNA, 1088 nt
Organism: Cajanus cajan (pigeon pea)
Lineage: Eukaryota; Viridiplantae; Streptophyta; Magnoliopsida; Fabales; Fabaceae
Molecular function (GO): tubulin binding; S100 protein binding; ubiquitin protein ligase binding
Source: RefSeq, a predicted model, not a curated record